Molecule: messenger RNA, 386 nt
Organism: Rhizopus microsporus ATCC 52813
Lineage: Eukaryota; Fungi; Mucoromycota; Mucoromycetes; Mucorales; Rhizopodaceae
Exons: 1
Coding region: 58-315 (85 amino acids)
Source: RefSeq, a predicted model, not a curated record
AUAAAUACAACGCUUAUUUUAGGCUUUUUUUCUUAUUUCUUUAAUCUAACCACCAAGAUGCCUAUGGUCAAAAAUCUGGAGAACGUUCAUCAUGAAUUAAUUGAAAUCGCAAGGGAGUCUAAUAGACUUGCUUGUAGAAGCUAUACCGCUGAUGAUGUUGAGAAACUUCAAGACAGACUUCGUGCCAUUGAUUCACAAUACAAUCAAGGUGCCUUUGAUGCUGGUCAUUAUGAAGAAGACGGUCUUGCUCAAGUUUCAGAUGAGCUUGAAAGAGUUCAUCGUAGACUCCACCGUAUGCUAUCUCGUAUCGAGUAAUGCAUGUUACCCUCGCAUUUUACUUUUUUCUUUUACUAUUUUCAUUGCAUUCAUCAACUUUUUUAAAUAAA